Triticum aestivum (bread wheat) is the source of this 1332-nucleotide messenger RNA. RefSeq names its product protein MIZU-KUSSEI 1. Gene Ontology annotation, biological process: hydrotropism. The transcript is spliced from 2 exons. The coding region runs from base 331 to 1191 and encodes 286 amino acids. NCBI's taxonomy places the organism in Eukaryota, Viridiplantae, Streptophyta, Magnoliopsida, Poales, Poaceae. The record is from RefSeq and is a predicted model, not a curated record.
GUUGCUCGGCCGGCCGGUCGGUCCGUCAGGCGGCCGUGUUAAUCGCAUCGCACCGCACCUCACCGGUCAUUCCCCCUCGUCCUCUCGUGCUGGUAUUUACGCCGCGCCGGGCAGGGUGUUCCCCGCGCGAGCCGCUUUGCGGAAAGCGUACCGCCACCACCCCUGCCGCCCCCCUGCCAAGUGCUAACCACCUUAAAGCAGGCGGCUUUGCCACUAAAACCCCGUCAAAUACUCCACCCAGCGGCCACGAAUCAUUAGCAUCGCGCACGCACGGACGGGCGCGGCAAAGAAAGGCAGAGAGAGUGCGCGAGCUUGCCGGCGCUGGCUAUCAUGGCGAGGGCCUUUCGCGCGGCAUCCCCGCUGCCCCUCCCCUCUUCCAGCUCCAGGAGCGCCACCGCACCGAGCGGCGGCGGUGGCAGCGGGAGCUUCACCUGGCUGCUCAAGAAGCGCUCCAGCAAGGCGCCGCAGCGCAGCGGGCCGAGCGGCCAGGAGGCGGAGGACGAGGGAGACGAGGAGGAGGCUGGAGCGGCCGCUCUGUCCACCGCGCAGUCGUCUUCCACCGACGAGCAGUCCUCCUCCUCCUCCUCCUCGUCCUCGUCGUCGAGGAAGAAGCGCGCGGACGCGCUGGCGCGUCUGCGGUCGGUGUUCCUGGCGGCGAUCACGCACCGGCGCCGGCGCCGGCAGCUCGGGUCGUGCGUCACGGGCACCAUCUUCGGGCGGCGGCGCGGGCGCGUGCACGUAGCGCUGCAGACGGACCCGCGAUCGGCGCCAGUGCUGCUGGUGGAGAUGGCCGCCUACUCCACCGGCGCGCUCGUCAGGGUGUCCUCGGGCCUCGUGCGCCUCGCGCUCGAGUGCGAGAAGCCGCCGCUCAACGCAGGGGAGAAGCGGCGGCCGCUGCUGGAGGAGCCGACGUGGCGCGCGUACUGCAACGGGCUCAAGUGCGGCUACGCGGUGCACCGCGAGUGCGGCGCCGACGAGUGGCGCGUGCUGGGCGCCGUGGAGCAGGUGUCCGUCGGCGCCGGCGUGCUCCCGGACGACGGUGCCGCAGGCGGCGCCGGCGAGGGCGAUCUGAUGUACAUGCGCGCCAAGUUCGAGCGGGUCGUCGGAUCGAGGGACUCGGAGGCGUUCUACAUGAUGAACCCCGACGGCAGCGGAGGGCCCGAGCUCAGCAUCUACCUGCUCAGAGUCUGACGGCCGGUCGAGCAAAAAAUUCUUCCUGUAUGGACUUUGUACACGUCCUUGUGCAUGCAUAUGUUUUUUUUCUUUCUUUCUCUUGGGUUCCAUGUAUUCCGGUGCAGGAAUUAAUUGGCUGGCCUUGUACAGUAUGUAGUA